CUUCCAUUAGAAGCUAUUCGAUUUAUUCCAGCUUUUGCAGGAAACAUUCAGCUUAAAGUAAAGUUCAGUAGCGACGCCUUACAAUGCACAUCUAUAUCUGUAAAUGAUAUCAUUGCUUUCAAUCCAACUCUUAAAGUUGCAUUUGCUUCAGAUUCAAAUCCACCGACAAAUAAAUUUGUUCCAUGGAAUGAACCAUUCACUAUGAUAACGAAGGCAGUAGAAGCUAGUGGAACAGUUACUAUUACAACUGUAACCCAGCAACUAUUUCGAACAAAGAUGGAUUUUAAUGAAUGUUUCAUUCAUCCAAAGUCAUUCUCUUUAGACCCUAACAUUUAUACAGAACUUGUAGAACAUUAUACAAACGAGGCUUUAUGUUUUCCUGUUAAAGUUAUGGAUUGGAUUCCUAUGGACGGUUCAUUCUCAAAGAAUACAGAUAGUUCAAGUGCAACAUUUACAGCAGCUUAUACGCCUAUUAAUGUUAAAAGUAUUUGGGCACUAUUUAGAAAGAAAGACAACUAUUAUGUUAAUUUAGUUAGUAUACAAGUCUUGGGUAUGGUGGCACUGCGUUCCACCUUACCCAAUACUUGUGAAUUUGACACUUUACAAAACCGUUAA
Messenger RNA from Trichomonas vaginalis G3, 615 nucleotides. RefSeq lists its product as uncharacterized. NCBI's taxonomy places the organism in Eukaryota, Parabasalia, Trichomonadida, Trichomonadidae. The transcript has a single exon. The record is from RefSeq and is a predicted model, not a curated record. The annotation marks the transcript as partial.